This is a messenger RNA of Aspergillus brunneoviolaceus CBS 621.78, 4896 nucleotides long. Its product is annotated as phospholipid-translocating P-type ATPase domain-containing protein. The coding region runs from base 145 to 4671 and encodes 1508 amino acids. Gene Ontology annotation, molecular function: magnesium ion binding; ATPase-coupled intramembrane lipid carrier activity; ATP hydrolysis activity. Gene Ontology annotation, biological process: phospholipid translocation. The transcript is spliced from 4 exons. Gene Ontology annotation, cellular component: plasma membrane. The record is from RefSeq and is a predicted model, not a curated record. Lineage: Eukaryota; Fungi; Ascomycota; Eurotiomycetes; Eurotiales; Aspergillaceae.
GACUCCGACUUCGGUAUAAACAAAUCAACUCGCGAGCGGGCUGCGCUGCCAGGGUCCAGCUCGUUGAUGCGGAUGCCCUCCCUUCGUCGUUCCGAACAACACGGUGCCUCUUUUAUGCCCACGACAGGGUUGCAAGUAGCCUAAAUGGCUUCUGUCGAUUUAGGCACAGAUAGCGUUGAGCCUGACAACGAGGCUCGAGAGACCAACAGUAAUGUCUCCAAACCAACAAAGCGCCAACGAUGGGCAACACAACGAGUUGCCGGCUCAGGAGGAGCGCGGAAACGGGUCUCGAUAAUAGAUCGGCUGCACAAGCGCCCAAAUGUCGAAGAAGAGAAGCAGCAACCGGCUGCAGUUGAUCCGCCUCCUCCACUACCUCAGAGCCCGGUGAAUUCGACCGCUCCCAGUAAUAGAACGAUCUACUUCAACAUACCCAUCCCCGAGAACGAGAGAGAUGAAGAUGGACGCCCAAAGAUGGAAUACCCGAGGAACAAGAUUCGCACAGCCAAGUAUACGCCUUUAUCGUUUGUACCCAAAAAUCUUUGGUUCCAGUUCCAAAACAUUGCCAAUAUUUACUUUCUCUUCAUCAUUAUUCUUGGUUUCUUCUCCAUUUUUGGUGUCGCUUCUCCAGCGGUGAACACUGUUCCCUUGAUCGUUAUUGUCGUGCUCACGUCGCUCAAAGAUGCUAUUGAAGAUUUUCGCCGUACCAUCCUCGACAAUGAGCUGAACAACUCACCUGUAUACCGUCUGAUAGACUGGACCAACGUGAACUCGACUGAAGAUCAAAUCUCUAUGUGGCGCCGAUUCAAGAAGGCUUGCACCAGAGCUACCGUCACCACGUACAGGGCCACGAAGGCACUAUUUCAGCAGAAGAGUACCCCUCAACCGGCAAAGGAUAACCGCCGCGCAACUUUUAUGUCCACGAUAUCUCCGCGUGCUUCAUUCGCUUCCCAACGCGAAGAAGAUGCUAUCCAAAUGACCUCCGUUCAGAACUUUACCCCCGAUGCCCGACCAGACUGGCCUCUUCCGGCUGCAGAUGUCGACUAUCGAUCGAUGCCGGACAAAGCUGCCGGAUUCCAGGCCGUGGAACGGGACGCUUCUGCGACUCCUCCAAGGAAAGUUGGAAGCAUAGUCGAUAUGUCGAAGCAAACCUUAGGGAAAGCAAGAUUCAAGCGCGAUUUUUGGAAGAACAUUCAAGUCGGAGACUAUGUUCGAUUAUAUAACGGAGAUCAGGUUCCCGCUGAUAUCAUCUUACUAUCGACAUCCGACCCGGAUGGCGCUUGCUACGUGGAAACCAAAAGUUUAGACGGAGAGACCAACCUCAAAGUCCGACAGGCCCUGCACUGUGGCCGCCAAGUCAGACAUGCUCGAGAUUGCGAGAAGGCAGAAUUCGUGAUCGAUAGCGAGGCUCCACACCCCAAUCUCUAUGCCUACAACGGAGCUUUGCGUUGGGAUCAACGUGACCCCGACUAUCCCGAUGCGCCUCGACGGGAGAUGGUGGAGCCUGUGACGAUUAACAAUCUGCUUUUGCGUGGUUGCUCUCUCCGUAACACUGAGUGGGCUCUUGGUGUUGUUCUCUUCACUGGCGAGGAGACAAAGGUUAUGCUGAACUCGGGUGUCACCCCUUCUAAACGACCCAGACUCGCCAAAGAUCUCAAUUGGAAUGUUAUCUAUAACUUUGUUAUCUUGUUCGUCAUGUGCCUUAUUUGUGGAAUCGCCAACGGAGCUGCUUGGGGCUCAUCUCACAGGUCUCUAGAUUAUUUCGAUUUUGGAUCGUACGGAAGCACCCCUGCCGUUACUGGCUUUAUUACUUUCUGGGUCGCCUUGAUUCUAUUCCAGAACCUCGUUCCGAUCUCGCUCUACAUCUCACUGGAAAUCGUCCGCACCAUUCAAGCAGUUUUCAUUCAUAGCGACGUCUUCAUGUACUAUGAUAAACUGGGGAUUUCGUGCAUCCCGAAAUCCUGGAACAUCUCAGAUGAUGUUGGGCAGAUUGAGUACAUUUUCUCCGACAAGACGGGCACAUUGACCCAGAAUGUUAUGGAUUUCAAGAAAUGCACUAUCAAUGGUGUUUCUUACGGCGAAGCUUUCACAGAAGCUCAAGUGGGUAUUGUCCGGCGAGAAGGGGGCGAUGCCGAUGCAAUGGCCGCCAAUGCGCGAAAGAAGCUGGCCGCAGACACUGUUCGGAUGGUGGGCAUGCUUCGGAAAAUGUACGACAAUCCAUAUUUGCGCGACGAAAGCUUGACAUUCAUCUCGCCAGACUUUGUUGCAGAUCUGGAUGGUCACUCUGGCGAAGCCCAGAGGAAAGCAACAGAACAUUUUAUGCUCACUCUUGCAGUAUGCCACACGGUUAUCACCGAGCAAACUCCAGGAGAUCCUCCUCAAAUCGAGUUCCAAGCACAGUCCCCUGAUGAGGCUGCCUUGGUAGGUACAGCGAGAGACUGUGGCUUUACUGUGCUUGGAAGGUCAAAUGAUGACCUAAUCGUGAACGUUUUGGGCGAGGAAAGGACAUAUACUGUUCUAAAUACCCUGGAAUUCAAUUCCACGAGGAAGCGUAUGAGUGCGAUCAUUCGAAUGCCCGAUGGUAGUAUACGGCUCUUCUGCAAAGGUGCGGAUAGCAUUAUCUAUUCGCGCUUAGCGCCAGGCAAGCAACAGGAGCUGCGGAAACAAACUGCAAAGCACCUUGAGAUGUUUGCUAGCGAAGGUCUGCGUACUUUAUGUGUGGCGGAUCGUGAGCUCAGCGAAGAGGAAUAUUUGGCUUGGAGCAAAGAACAUGAUCUUGCCGCUGCCGCGCUUACUGAUCGCGAGGAAAAGCUCGAAGAAGUUGCAAGCAAUAUCGAGCAAGACCUCAUGCUUAUUGGCGGUACAGCAAUUGAGGACAGACUUCAGGAUGGUGUCCCAGACACGAUUUCUCUGCUUGCUGAAGCCGGAAUCAAGCUGUGGGUCUUGACUGGUGAUAAAGUUGAGACAGCCAUCAACAUUGGCUUCUCAUGCAACCUCUUGGACAAUGAUAUGGAGCUUAUCGUCUUUAACAUUCCCAGUGACCAACCGCAGCGGGCUUCGCAAGAGCUUGACAAACAACUGGAACGCUUCGGGAUGACUGGGUCGGACGAAGAAUUGAUUGCUGCGCGAGGCGAUCACAGGCCGCCCGCCCCCACGCAUGCCGUUGUCAUUGACGGCGAAACUCUCAAAUUAAUGCUCGAUGAAGAACUGAAGCAACGUUUCCUUUUGCUGUGCAAACAGUGCAAGUCCGUUCUUUGCUGUCGGGUGAGUCCUGCUCAGAAGGCAGCAGUUGUACGCAUGGUCAAAAAUGGCCUGGAUAUCAUGGCCCUUUCAAUUGGAGACGGUGCCAACGAUGUAGCCAUGAUCCAGGAGGCAGACGUCGGCGUCGGAAUUAUUGGUGAAGAAGGUCGGCAAGCUGCUAUGUCGUCUGACUAUGCCAUCGGGCAAUUUCGAUUUUUGCAACGUCUUGUCCUCGUUCAUGGCAGAUACUCAUAUCGCCGUAUGGCGGAGACAAUCGCAAAUUUCUUCUAUAAGAAUUUGGUCUGGACACUAGCGCUCUUUUGGUACUCGAUUUACAAUGAUUAUGACGGCUCGUACCUUUUCGACUACACUUACAUUGUUCUGGUCAACGUCGCCUUCACUUCACUUCCCGUGAUUCUGAUGGGCAUUUUCGAUCAGGAUGUCGAUGACAAGGUGUCAUUAGCCGUGCCUCAACUAUAUAUGAGAGGUAUUGAGCGAAAAGAGUGGUCGCAGCUCAAGUUCUGGCUAUAUAUGGCCGAUGGCUUGUAUCAGUCUAUCAUUUGCUUUUUCAUGCCAUACCUCCUAUAUAGUCCCGCAACAUUCGUGCACCAUAAUGGCUUGAAUAUCAACGAUCGAACGCGCAUGGGUGUCCUGGUUGGCACCAGCGCUGUUUUCGCGAGCAACGGCUACAUCCUAAUGAACUCCUACAGGUGGGAUUGGCUUACGGUCAUGAUCAACGGCAUAAGCUCCCUCCUUAUCUUUCUCUGGACUGGGAUUUACUCUUCACUUGAGGCUUCAACCACUUUCUUCCACGCCGGUCUGGAAGUUUACAGCGCGCUGUCAUUUUGGGUUGUCCUAUUACUCACUGUCAUGAUUUGCCUCCUGCCUCGCUUCGCUGUAAAGUCUUUCCAGAAGGUUUUCUUCCCACUUGAUGUGGAUAUCAUACGCGAGCAGGUGUCUCAAGGAAAGUUCAAAUUCCUUGACCAGUAUGAGGCUUAUGUCCCACCCCGAGCAGCUGAAAAAGCGGCAGCAGCUCGAGCUCUUGGCGACGAGUCCUCGACGUCUUCGGAUUUUGUGAAACCGAUACAGCCGACUGUGAAGCACGAUCCAUUUUCAGAUGAACAGCAGAUAUUUUCCCCGUCUUAUCCUCCAACUAUUCGCACCCACAAGUCACACAGCAAGAAUGGCAGUAGUGGAACGACCUAUGCCUCCAGCCUUGACACUACCCGACUACCUCAUCCACAGCCUGUGGACUAUGUUCAUUAUUCAUCAGAGCGAACACGACAUUCAUUUGACAGAGUUCCACCUACAUUUGAGGUGGACCAAGACUUCCAACAACCCGAAUUGUUGACGCGGGAAUCCUCAUAUCCCAGAGUACAAGAACCCGAUAGCCCUCUCAAAGGCCCUCAUGAUCCUCCAUUGCAUGCGAUUUGAUACCACACGCUUUACACCGUACAUAUAUCGACUUUUCUUCACCCUCGCUUCUUAUUUAUACAAAGGGCCCGACUUUAGGAGUCGCUCUCCUGCAACGGGCCUUUGUCGACCUUCCUGUCCAUAUAUUCAACCUGUUCUCCUUUUUUGUUGUCUGACGAGUAGAUUACCCCAUAUUCCACGAUAGAAGGCGUUUGGUACCACGGUUAAACGAUCCGGCGCAAUUGG